AUGAAAAAAAAAGAGCUGACAGUAUCCUACAUCAACUUCUUCAGUGUCAGUGAAGCUGAGGAAGCAGCAGCUGAAAAGCUGUACUCAUUUGACCACAUACAUGCUCCUUGGAAUGAACAAGAAAAGGGUGAACUUUUUACAGAUAACUUUUGUCACAUAUGUGGAGUGGUGCUACAGUUUGAAUCACAAAUGAUUUCACAUUAUGAGAGUGAAAGACAUGCUCAAAAUGUUAGGUUUUAUUUUCAAAUGCAUGGGGAACAGAAUGAAGUGCCUGGUGACAAAAUGAUGAUGCAUGUUGAGAAUUUUCAGGUUCAUAGAAGUGAAGUAGUGGACAAAAACAAAUUUUGUGAUCUCUGCAACAUGAUCUUUAGCUCCCCAAUUGUUGCUCAGUCUCACUAUGAAGGGAAAGUUCAUAGUAAAAAACUGAAGCAAUUAAUAGAGGAACGCGAUCAGGUAUCUCCAUCAACAUUUCAGGCAGAAAUGGCAGGUGUGCCUAUUACUACUUCUACAGAAUCAACCUACCUGAAGCACCUUGCUGUCAAGCCUCCCACACUCCAGCAGCUCUCUGCUGAAAAAUUCCAAAGAUAG
Messenger RNA from Tupaia belangeri chinensis (Chinese tree shrew), 588 nucleotides. RefSeq names its product zinc finger matrin-type protein 1. Gene Ontology annotation, molecular function: zinc ion binding; nucleic acid binding. Bases 1 to 588 code for a protein of 195 amino acids. The transcript has 5 exons. The record is from RefSeq and is a predicted model, not a curated record. Lineage: Eukaryota; Metazoa; Chordata; Mammalia; Scandentia; Tupaiidae.